CUACAAUAAGCUUACGUUGCCUGCCUGCAUGUGAACAGAGAACCCUCCGCGAACGGUACACAUGCCUACGCCAAACAUUGGGUGAAUUGCAACGAUGUCAUGGCCGGAGACAAUGGCACAUCGCGUGCGGCGGAGCGGAGAGAACCGGGGGACACAGCGGAAGUUGAGGGGCUCCUUCAGGGGGAGGCCGAAAACGACAGCCAUAGAGACCAAUCUGCGGUAGGAGAAGACGACAGCGCUCACGGUGCGAAACCCGUGAGAGGCUUGCCACGAAGACAGUCAUCUUUCGCACAGCACCGAGAGAAUGGGGCACCACGGACACCGCAUAGGGUGCGUUUCGAGGUCCGAGAGCCGGAGAUGAUAGAGGAGGCGAAUGGAACGAUGCGCCAGGAUGACUGGAUGGAGGGCGAGGACUACAUGGCAGAGGACUCUUCUUUGAACGACCAUACCGGACCGAGAGGCCAGAGAGUGCCGCUCCUGACGGACAUUCAAGCGCCAAGCAUAGCCCUUGCGAAUGACUUUGACUUCGACCCGGAAGACCUCCUGGAGUCCGCUCGCCCAAAGAGCGGCCUGAAAAGCGCCUUCAUGAACAUGGCCAAUUCGAUAAUUGGCGCCGGUAUCAUCGGCCAACCGUACGCCUUCAAACAAGCCGGUCUUUUCACUGGUAUAACCCUGUUGAUCGUACUUACCGUUGUCGUGGACUGGACUAUCAGACUGAUAGUCACGAAUUCCAAACUCAGCGGCGCCAACUCGUUCCAAGCGACUAUGGAACACUGUUUCGGCAAGUCGGGCCUCAUCGCCAUUUCCGUCGCGCAGUGGGCUUUUGGAUUUGGAGGGAUGGUGGCGUUCUGCAUUAUCAUAGGGGAUACCAUACCGCACGUACUUGCUGCGGUGUUUCCGGCACUAGACAACAUGCCGGUGCUUUGGCUGCUCACCGAUCGACGAGCAAUCAUUGUCUUGUUCGUGUUGGGUCUUUCAUACCCGCUUUCGCUGUAUAGGGAUAUUGCUAUGCUUGCCAAAGCAAGUACCUUCGCCCUGGCCUCCAUGAUGCUCAUCGUUGUCACGAUUGUUGUCCAAGGACCAAUGCAACCGGCGAAUCUGCGUGGGCAGCUCAGAGGAAGCUUGCUCAUCAACGACGGCGUCUUCCAAGCCAUCGGCGUCAUCUCCUUCGCUUUCGUCUGUCAUCAUAACAGCUUACUUAUCUACGGCUCGCUGAAAACCCCAACAAUGGAUCGCUUCGCGAGGGUCACGCACUACUCUACGGGCAUAAGUAUGGUGGCUUGCAUGGCGCUCGCGCUUGGCGGAUACCUCUCCUUCGGCGACAAAACUCAAGGCAAUGUCCUCAACAAUUUCCCAACGAACAAUGUCAUGGUCAAUAUUGCACGGCUCUGCUUCGGCCUCAACAUGCUUACCACUCUCCCCCUUGAAUGCUUCGUUUGCCGCGAAGUGAUGACCACCUACUACUUCCCCCACGAGCCCUUUCACCCAAACCGUCACCUCAUCUUCACCACUAGCCUGGUCGUCUCCGCCAUGACGCUCUCCCUUAUCACCUGCGACCUUGGCAUUGUCUUCGAGCUUGUGGGCGCCACCUCCGCGUGCGCUCUGGCGUACAUCCUGCCGCCGCUAUGCUUUGUCAAACUGACGAAGCGGCGCACGUGGGAGACGUAUGCGGCGUGGGCGUGCAUUGCAUUUGGGAGCGGCGUUAUGGCGAUCAGCAUUGUGCAGAGUUUGGCGAAGAUGGCGAGGCGGGAGGGUGGGACGGCCACUUGUUAGGUGAAUAGAUCCCACAAUGCACCGUCUUGUAGAACAACCAUCUCCGCCCCCCUAUUCCUGUAUCGACCUGCAAUUAAAGGGUUCUGUUUCUGGCCUUCCGUUGUAGCCACAGGCUUGCGUGUCGCUCCCGGGGGGAUGCCAUGCUU
Messenger RNA from Baudoinia panamericana UAMH 10762, 1919 nucleotides. RefSeq lists its product as uncharacterized. Bases 100 to 1773 code for a protein of 557 amino acids. The transcript is spliced from 3 exons. Gene Ontology annotation, biological process: amino acid transmembrane transport. Gene Ontology annotation, molecular function: amino acid transmembrane transporter activity. Lineage: Eukaryota; Fungi; Ascomycota; Dothideomycetes; Mycosphaerellales; Teratosphaeriaceae. The record is from RefSeq and is a predicted model, not a curated record. Gene Ontology annotation, cellular component: endoplasmic reticulum.